CUGAAUGUGUCCAUCGGCAGGCAGGUCUCGAGGGAGAGAGAGCAGAAGAGGGUGGUGGGGGGGGGGGGGGGGAAGAAGGAAGGGGGGGGGGAAAAGGGGGGGGGGGGGGGGGGGGGAGAAAGAGAAAGAGGGCAGGGUAAAGAGGAGGAGAGGGGGGCUGUCACAGAGAGCGCAAAGACCAACGGAGACAGAGCGACCCGCGGCCAGUCCACUCAUGGUGCCUUCAUCCUGCGUCCGCACGCAGCUCACAAACAUCUGGAGGAGGACAAAAAAAAGCCACGACUUUCUUUUUUUUUGUGUGUGUUUGUUCUGCUCUCCCCCACCACUUCUUUUUUUCCCCAGCGCGACCGGGGAGAAAGUGACGCGUCCCCGAAAUUAAUCGCAGAGGGGGUAAUGGACCUCCACCGCCCCUUCAAGAUGGACAGCCCCUCCUACCUGCCGGCCCCCCUGGCCUCCCCCGCCCUGAUGGUGCUGGCCUCUACGGCCGAGGCCGGCCGGGACGCGUCCGUCCCCUGCCAGGCGCCGCGGCCCUUCGGAGUCCCCGCCUCGGUGGAGAAGGAGCUCCACCUGCCCUUCCCCUCGGCCUCCUACACCUUCACCUCCAUGUACCAGCGGCAGGGACCCAUGUCGGGCGCUUUUCCGUCCCGAGACUUCCCGGCCUCCCUCCUCCACCUGCACCCCCAGUUCACGCCGCCCAACCUGGACUGCUCCACUCUGGGCAUGCUCAGUCACGGCGGGGUGGGCGCCUUCCGCCCGUUCUCCUCCCCGCAGGAGGACAGGGAGUCCGGGGGCUACCACUCGGCGUUCACCCCGGCCAAGAGGCUGAAGAGCUGCUUCCCCGAGGCCGAGGGGAAGGAGUUUGACUUCGGCUCCCUGAAAGCCGGGGAGGAGAGCGGGAGGAAGCUGUUCUCCAUGUCCGGCCUGCUGUCUGAUGGGGAGGCUUCAUCCAGCCCCGAGGAGCGCAAAGAGCACAGACAGGAAAAGAAGGAGCUGGCAGCCGGCGUGCUGGUGCGAGAGGUGUGUCUAUCUGACAGCGUUCGCCCCUCUCGCGCAUCCUUUUCUGGAGCGCCGCUCCUUAAUGGCUGCCGCCCUGCCCUGCACAAAGCGCAUGAGGGACAGGUGUGUGUGAGGGGGGAGCAGACCCCCCAGGCUGAAGAGGAGCUGAGGCUGACUAACACUGACAGGGUUUAUGUAGGCCGGGGAGGAGGGCAGCGGAGGGGCGGGGACGUGUAA
Messenger RNA from Menidia menidia (Atlantic silverside), 1233 nucleotides. The record is from the annotation of a GenBank genome assembly. NCBI's taxonomy places the organism in Eukaryota, Metazoa, Chordata, Actinopteri, Atheriniformes, Atherinopsidae.